Colossoma macropomum (tambaqui) is the source of this 3370-nucleotide messenger RNA. It is a transcript of the gene pofut3, whose product is annotated as fucosyltransferase 10. The transcript has 4 exons. Gene Ontology annotation, molecular function: alpha-(1->3)-fucosyltransferase activity. The record is from RefSeq and is a predicted model, not a curated record. The coding region runs from base 197 to 1615 and encodes 472 amino acids. Gene Ontology annotation, cellular component: Golgi membrane. NCBI's taxonomy places the organism in Eukaryota, Metazoa, Chordata, Actinopteri, Characiformes, Serrasalmidae.
UACUCAGACUGGGGCUCCUGAGCAGGAAGUUUGGAGGCAAAGAGUGGAAAAUGGCCGGACGGCAUCAACACAGAACAUCCAGACUGAGCAAUGUCCAGAGCAACAACGCGCUCUGCUGUGAAAUUUCAGCGCCAAACCCGAAGUGAAUCAUGAUUUUCAUCGCUCUGACUGUUUUCCUACGAGCUGGAUUCUUAACAUGGCGAGACUUUCUGUCAGGAAGCUCUUUGCUCUGUGCCUCUGCCUUUCAGCCUUCGUUUUUCUCAUUAUAACUUUUCAGGUUGUGGAGGAGCUGGGCCAGUUUGAACUUGCAGCACACAGACUCCCCCUUAAGGAAAGAGAAGAGUUAACACAAAUCCAGCCCUUCGCAGACAGCGGUGUGCUCACUGAAGAGAGGUUAUCUGCUGCUUCUGAAGACUGGUACCCCUUUAUAGUGUGGUGGUCUCCACUGACCGGUGAGCUGGGGCGGCUUGGGGAGUGUGGCAACAACAGAUGCUUUUUCACCAUCAACAAAUCCUACCAUUCUCAUCCUUCUACACAUGCCUUCCUGUUUUAUGGUACAGACCUCAACAUUGAGAGUCUCCCUCUGCCAAGGAAGGAACACCACCACUGGGCUCUGUUCCAUGAGGAGUCUCCCAAAAACAACUACAAGCUCUUCCACAAACCUGUCGUCACCCUUUUCAACCACACAGCCACGUUCAGCCGCCUCUCCCACCUCCCACUCACCACCCAGCACUUGGAGAGCCUUCGACUACUGACCUCCCACACGUUUCUGCUGCCCCUUGCUCAGAAGAACCACCUGAGACACACUCUGGCUCCUGUGAUCUACGUGCAGUCAGACUGCGAUCCGCCUUCAGAUCGAGACGUCUAUGUGCAGGAGCUGAUGAAGCACAUCCAAGUGGACUCUUAUGGCCAGUGCUUGCACAACAAGGAUCUUCCCUCCCACUUGAGGGACUCUACAGCCAUGGAGGAGCAGAGCUUCUACCAGAUUCUAGCCCAGUAUAAGUUCAUCCUAGCCUUUGAAAAUGCCAUCUGUGAUGACUACAUCACUGAGAAACUGUGGCGGCCACUCAAGCUAGGAGUGGUCCCUGUGUACUAUGGAGCCCCUAAUGUUCACAUGUGGCUGCCGAGUAACAGGAGUGCCAUUGUGGUCGACCCUAAUGAACCCCCAGAGAAGCUGGCCCAGUAUUUGAAGAGGCUGGACAAGAAUGACUGGGAGUAUUUAACAUACCUGGAUUGGAAGCUGAAACAAGAGGUUUCUAACCAGAGACUUGUUACAGAACUGAAGGAGCGUAAGUGGGGCGUCCAGGAUAUCACCCAGGAUAACUUUAUUGACGUCUUUGAGUGCAUGGUGUGUAACAGAGUCUGGGAGAACAUCAACAGACAAAAUGAGGGACUACCUUUGCGGCUCUGGCAGGCUGAGGGAGAUCAUCUAAGAUGCCCACCUCCGAAGCUAUUUGACUUCACUGUAGAUCCUUCCAGCAGCUCCUCUUUGCGCCACCUUUGGAGAGCCAGUUAUGACCAGUCAGUGAAAGAGGCCAGAGCUCUGAGACGGCUAGCACUGAGGAAUAGAAACUUCACGGUCACGCAGUUCUGGAGUGAGGUCUUCAGUGACUGAAAAACACUGCUUGAAGUGUGUCUGAGUGGGAUCAUUUAAGCUCCUAAAGGUGGAGUAAGUAGAAUUUUCUGUUAAAUGAUGCAGUAUUAAUUAUGCACAUACAUAGACUGUACAUACAUACGUCUAUAUGUAUGGUACCUUUUAUAGGAAGGUCAAAAAAAACUUCAGUGUGCAUUAAUCCAAAUAAUGUGUUAAUUGCUAAUUCUGGACCAUUUCUUUUUUCUCUGACUUUUGUCUCUGUCCUGUAUGUAUAUUAGAAUGUCACCUGUUUAUACAAAGUUGGUUUGUUAGGCCAACUAACUAUUCUGAUAUAAUCCAUGUGUCCAGCAGUGAGACUUUACCAUGAAGCUGAGAAGCUUCAAUUCUGUAUGUUUUUCUUCUAUAUCUGAUUGAAUGUGCCUGUUCAAACAAGCUAUGGGCAUAUGAUCAUUUGCUGGAAUUGUUGGUCUGUAUAGGACUGUUGAUCAUAUAAUAAUAUUUUUGCUGCUUAUAAUUCAAAGAACAGAUCAGACAUGAAAAAUUAAGAUUGGACAGGCUGCUUUCAUUUGACGUUUCCUACGAAAUUAACAAAGAUGCAAGAAAUAGUACUUAUUAUUCACUCAAAUCUUUUUUAAAAUCUUAAAAUUUUUUUUACAAUAUUUAAAAAAAUACUCUGUUUCUGAUUUUUGGAGGUGCCUGACCACAAGCUUUUUUUGAGAUACAUUUUUACUGCUGUUUCUGUGAUUUUUAGGUCUUUAAACUGUGCAAAUCACAAAACAGCAGCAGGUUUAAAGCAUCCAAAAUGAUGAAUAUUUAAAACAAUAAAGAAGCUGCUUCUGGAAGGAGAUCAAUGAUCUUUUGUGAAAAAUAGCACAGUGUGAAUUAAUUCAUGCUUUUAAUACCAGCGUUUUUCUGAUAUGAAUCAUAUUCGUAGGCAUGUUUUAGUAACAGUGGGUCAUAUUUAUUAAGCUUCUCAGAGUAAGAACACUAUGAGAGAUCUGAGAUCAGGUCUCAGCCAAGAUAAGCCUUUUCAGUGCUCUAAAAAAGGCAUGAACUUAUCCGAGAUCAGUUUACACCUUUUAUAUCUGCGCUGUUUGACGGAUAUGGGCCAUUGUUUUAUUCUAUAAAAAAUAACCUAUAUUAAAUAUGCAUAAUGUGUCUCUUGCAACUAACUUUGAGUUUAUCUCAGGGUCGCACAAAAUUUUGCAUUAAUGUUAACUUCUGAUGCAACAGCGGCUAGACUAUGCACAACCAAGCAGUCUUCACCUAACUGAACCAGUUAAAUGAAUUAUAUAUAUAUAGGAAUCCAGCUUUAUAUGGUGUACCACCCGAGAAAUCCAACUUGGUAUUUGUGUUUAAUAUGAUAUUAAGCAGUAUUUGAAAAAAGCCUUUGAAGUCAGCUAUAGUCAUUCCAUAUUUUUUACUGUGCAUGAACAUGUGCAAGUAUUCAGAAUACAGAAAUGAAGAAUCUGUAUUUAGUCCACAUUACAUUGUGAAUCAGCAGUAUUCAGAAUACAGCUACUUUUAGGAAAAUACAUUUAGAUUACUUACCCGCUAAAAACACAAUCUUUAAAAGAAACACUGCCCAUGCUUGUUUAUUAACUACUUUUAAAUCAGUGAACAGUGUGUAGCUCACAUCAUUGGAGGGAGUCAAAAGAGGAAACCAACAAAUGGCUUGAUGCUGAAGUUUCUGCUAAAGCCUCAGUAGACUGAUAAAUCAAUGUGAUCAGUUAUUAAUCUCAGUGUUACUGAGCUCUACUAAAGCCUGAGUAGACU